AAGUUACUUCUUCAUCUGGUUCUAGAAAUACUGUAUUUUUUAAAAUGAAUCUCGCUGUUUCGUAUUUUUGCUAAAACGUUUUUAACCUGAAGGCGUAUUCGGUAUUAUUUUUUCUAAAAUAUGUAUGGAAUCCCACCUACAUUGUUUUACGUAUGAAUUUAUUUAUGUUAUACAUAUUUCGGAUACUACAGCAAAAUUUAAAUGCCUAUUGAAGCAUAUUAACGGUUGUUAUCAUUUUCCACUGAUGUUUACGGUUGACAGGGAAAGUGUUCUGGAAAGAGCGAGAACGUCGAGCCUGCAGUUUCCUCCCACAAUUGUUUGCUGUCACAUAAACUGGGUUUUAAGGGUCCGUGAAAUUGCCGUUUUGCACGUAUUAACUCUGACUGUUUUGAUGCCGUGUUUGUUUUUAUUUUAUUUUUUAGUUUGUGUGGAAAUUUUUUUGCAUUAUUCUCUUUGAUCGUGCGAGAGUAAACAUUGUUUAAGAGACGUUGGAGGUUGUUGUUCAAUUGUAUUACUUGUCAAGGUACUGUAAAAUGACAGUUUUUUCGUCAGCUUACAGAUUAGUAUCGAAAAACGCAAUGCAUUUUUAUUUCUCUGCUUUUUAAAUCUGUUUCCAUACUAUUAGUUAUUGUUUAUGAUAUACUGUGUUCACCCCAGCCGUUAAAGAAUAUAUUAAUUUUCCCAUUUGAUCUCACGAGGUGAAAAGGACCAAGCCGCCACAGAACGUAGUGUGAAGAAAAUUCAACAUUGACGCGUCUGGGAUAUUCGUGUAAUAUUUGUUUUUACCAUUCACAGACUAAAAAUAUCACUUUUUGAAGAGGCCAUAAAUAUUCUGUUGCCCUUUCUGUGCCUAGCAGUACAUAAAUACGAAUAUAUUCACAAACCAAUUUCAAAGAGGGUUCAUUUUUGCGUGAAGAACAAAUUGAUCAAUUAUGAGCGUCUUCCUAUUUUAGUGUUCGAAAUUAAGUUUUUUUCGAAUUGAAGUUUUUGUUUCAAACCCUAAGAUUCCCAGAAAAAGUUGUUUGCUGCUGUGUUCAUAUGCUGGUAAUGAACUGAAGUGAACAUGGUUGACUACAGUAAAUGGAAAGACAUUGAAAUAUCUGAUGAUGAGGAUGAUACACAUCCUAAUAUUGAUACACCAUCAUUAUUCCGAUGGAGGCAUCAAGCACGAAUAGAACGCAUGGAAGAGCAGAAACGAGAAAAGGAAGAAAUUGAAAAGAGCAGAACAGCAAAUGAAAAUAAAUUAAAGGAAAUAAAGGAGAAAAUUAACAAAAGUGAAAAGAAUGGGACAGAAAAUUUGGAUCAGCUAAAAGUGGCCCUUCUACAGCUCGAGAAAGAGGCUGAAGAAAUAAAGAAACGUGAAGAGGAAUUCAAGAAGAAAGAAAAGACAACUCCAUGGAAUGUUGAUACUAUUGGUAAACCCGGAUUUGCCAAAACUGUAAUAAACACAGCUCCAAAACCGAAACGAGAAGUUUUGUCUGAAGAGGAGCAAGGAAAACGUUUGAAAGAACAUAUUGCAAAGUAUGAAAAGUUGAUGAAGAAUUUUGGAAUGUUGCGACGGUAUGAUGAUAGCAAGCGUUUUCUGCAGGAGCAUCCAGAACUUGUAAGUGAGCAUACAGCAAAUUAUUUGGUUAUUUGGUGCAUAAAUUUGGAGAUGGAGGAGAAACAUGACCUGAUGAAGCAUGUGGCUCAUCAGUGUAUUUGUAUCCAGUACAUGUUAGAACUGGCACAAAAAUUAGAUGUUGAUCCAAGAGCAUGUGUUGGAUCCUUCUUCAGCAAAAUGGAAAUUGCUGAAGAAGAAUAUAAAAAAUCAUUUGAUGAUGAACUACACUCAUUCAUAGAAAGGAUUCAGGUGAGAGCAGCUGAAAAGUUGAAGGCUGCUCUGGCCGAAGCUGAAGAAGAGGAACGUAAAGCAAGACUUGGCCCGGGAGGACUUGAUCCACUGGAAGUCCUAGAAACCCUCCCACCAGAACUGAAAAAGUGUUUUGAAGUUCAGGAUAUAAAACUGCUUCAAGAAACAAUUUUGAAGAUGCCUGAACAAGAAGCACAGUACCACAUGAAACGCUGCAUAGAUUCUGGCUUGUGGGUUCCAGAUGCCAAAAAGAAAGAAUCUACAGAAAAAGAAACUACAGCUUCUGAUGACCAAUAAGUUGCUUGAGAAACAGUGUUGGCCUUAAAAUAUUUCAUGUAUUUUUAUGUAUGUAUAUAAUAUUACAGUACUUAUGCAAAUUUUGUAAGUUACAUGUAAGUAUCAGUCAAUAAUAUUGAGAAACUACUUUUAGCUGCAGAAAUGAAGACAUUUGUUAUUUUAUGUAGACAGUUUUCAAAGAUGAAAUUAAAAAUAAAUUUUGUCUGUUUGUGAUUCAUAUAUCUUACUACAAAGGCAGACAAUGUUUGACAUAUUUAAACCAGAAACUUAAAAGGUAUGUGCACUACUACUGUGUGUCACACUCACUGUCAGUCUUAAAGUAUUUCUUGCUGCUGACAAGAAGAAGACAUCAGGUGCUGAAUUGUUUCAUUGCUUUCUCUGCCAAGAUUGACACAGAGUUUACUUGCAUUCAGAAAGCUAUGCAGUGUUCAUUACCGUUUUGGAGAAUUUGCUUUGUGGACAAUUGCCAUAUGUUAGAAAAUAACCACUGUCAGUUAUUUUGCAUUACAAAGUUGCAACAUUUUGUAAUUUGUGUCUGUCUUUUAUCUUAAGGAAAUUAAAGAUUAUAAUAUAAUUAAA
Messenger RNA from Schistocerca gregaria, 2728 nucleotides. It is a transcript of the gene Cdc37, whose product is annotated as hsp90 co-chaperone Cdc37. Bases 1064 to 2149 code for a protein of 361 amino acids. The record is from RefSeq and is a predicted model, not a curated record. Gene Ontology annotation, molecular function: protein-folding chaperone binding; heat shock protein binding; protein kinase binding. Gene Ontology annotation, cellular component: cytoplasm. The transcript has 2 exons. Gene Ontology annotation, biological process: protein stabilization; protein folding. NCBI's taxonomy places the organism in Eukaryota, Metazoa, Arthropoda, Insecta, Orthoptera, Acrididae.